Messenger RNA from Lolium perenne, 1703 nucleotides. The record is from RefSeq and is a predicted model, not a curated record. NCBI's taxonomy places the organism in Eukaryota, Viridiplantae, Streptophyta, Magnoliopsida, Poales, Poaceae.
UGAUGGGAGUGAUGAUGCACACCAAGGAGAAGGAAAAAAUGGUGGUGGUAUAGGGAUAUGGAUCCCAAAGGUUUAGAUGAAGGAAAUACAUCUAAUAAUGGACAAGAUGGUUCAUUUGAGAAUAAUGGGGUGGAUGGAAUGCAAGUGCAAGUUAAUCACAAUGAUGAGAUUCAGAUUGUGACCAAUGUGCAAAUUAGCCCUACAGGUAUCCCCCAUGUUGCCCAAAAUUUUGAUAAAAAAAGCCUAUUUUUCAAGCCUAUAUCACAUGUUAAAAAUCUGGUACCAAAUGACAGUUUUUGCACUAAUUCUGAUGUAGAUGGCCAGCUCAGCGUAUCCACCUCGGGAUCACCCUUGAUCGGACGCGUGGCGGGGAGUGGUGCGGCUGGCAGGGUGCUGCUGCAUGCGCCGAAAGCUGCGUUGCACCCAGUGGCCGAUAGCCUUAUGCCAAGGCCAAUCAUUGGCGUGCAGAGGUCUGACCACCUGGUCGGGCGCGUGGAAGGGAGCAGGACGGGUGAAUGCAUGGUGCAGCGUGUGCCACCUAUCGCAGCGUCCCUAGUGGCCGACAGCUACAACCUCGGCCAAUCAGUGGCGUGCAGAGGGCAGAUCAUCGGGGAGGCUGCCAGCAGAGAGGGGACCGUGUGCCUGGCGACAUGUGCAGCCGCGUAGGGGCAGGUUCCAAGGCAGGAUCUGGUGUGGCUGUGCACGCCGAACCAACGGCGAUGGGCGUGGUCCGAUGGCCGCACAAGAUCCAGCCUGGCAAUGCUGUUGCUCGUGGGUCUGCCAGGGAGGACGGCAGUAAUCAUUUGGCAAUGAUUGCCAAUCAUGAGCUCAUGAUGGGGGCAGAAUCUUCAGAUGGUUUGGGAUCUUCUGUGCACAAGUUUGUUAGGGGAAAGGGUAUGAAUUAUGAUAUUUCAAUUUUUAAUAAUGUUUAUGUUGAUUGUGAGUCGUGUAUGUCAAAUACUAUCUCUAAUUCAGUAUCUCAUGGGAGCGAUACAUAUGAUGCAGGUUCGUUUUUGCACUCCAAUUUGGUUGGCUCGUUGAAACAACCUAAGAAUGAUGCUACGAGAAAUUAUUUUUUGGCCAAGGAAGGGGAGAAGGCUACAGUUGGUCUUCAAGGUAUAAUGGGGAAUGCCUCGUCUAUGAAGACUAUUGCUGAGUCAUUUUUAUCUUUUUUGGAUUCAUCUAACACUGCUAUGCCCACAUUCUCAAUUUCCCUAAUGGAGAGUUCACCAAAUAUACCAGCUCAACCUACUUGGGAUGAGAUCAUUGCUUUUGGGGGAAUACCAAAGGCAUCAAAUGGAGUGAGAUCCGAUGCAAGAUUGGAAAAUCGGCCCGAUGUGGAUAUGCCUCAGAUGGAGAAGGCAAUGAGAAAUGCACAGAUGCGUGAUACUUCUUGCAGUUCAGGUUAUUCAUAUGGUGGCACAUUGGGUUCAGCAUUGGGAUCUCCUUUCGCUGGAGGGACAGCGAAAUGCCAUGGUUUAUGGAUGCACACGGCUCCAAUGAUCGCUCAGGAUAUCUUGUGCCAGACUGGCUGGCGACAUACUAGGAGACUAUGUUAAUGUGUAGUUAUAAUAUGUUUUGCUCUUUUCGCCGGUUAAUUUUUGUAUCAAUUCUUGGCGAUGCUUGAGUUGUAACACAUACUCGAUCUGAUCGCUUUUUAAUAAAUGGCCGUAUGCAUCAUCAUGAAGUAGAAGACGGGCUAC